AUGCCACAAUCAGAACCACCCAAACUGUAUCGCCAUCCUACGAGAAGCGAGAUCAUCGACCAAGCAGCAGCUGAGGGUCAUGAUGCGGAUAUCCCAGGCAACCUCGGUUCUAUACACCAAGUUCCUAGUCAUACCUCAGAGAGGCGGCAUUCUUUAGACGAGAAGAAGCAUGAGUACACGACGGGAGAGCAAGAUGUUGAAAAAGGCAACAGACCAGCCUCUAUCUACAGUGCAGACGAACCAGACGCGGAAGAGGAGCCUGAACGCGAUCCAAAUAUUGUAGACUUUGACGGCCCCGAUGACCCCGAGAACCCACUCAACUGGAAGGCAUCCCGUAAAUGGGGUAUGGUUGCCCUAAUUAGCGGGAUUACUUUCCUCACGCCUCUCGCAAGUUCACAAUUCGCGCCUGGCGUCCCGGAAGUUAUGCGCGACUUCAACUCAACCAGCGAUUUGCUGGAGGGCUUCAUGGUGUCCGUAUAUGUCCUUGGGUUUGCCUUUGGGCCGUUGAUCAUUGCGCCGCUGUCGGAGAUGUAUGGUCGAUUGCCAUUGUAUCACAGCUGUAACUUGCUUUUCAUCGUCUUUACGAUCGCGGCAGCUGUAGCGACGAACAUGGCGCAGUUUGUUGUGUUCAGGUUUUUCAUGGGCUGUUUCGGAGGAGCGCCUAUGGUGCUUGGUGGUGGGACCAUCGCAGAUCUCAUACCCAGGGAGCAACGAGGCACUGCGAUGGCAGUCUGGAUGAUGGGACCGACUAUCGGGCCUUGUGUUGGUCCUAUUAUCGGUGGCUUUUUGACGGUUGCGAAAGGCUGGCGGUGGAAUUUUUGGUUUGUUGCUAUAGUGGGUGGCGCAUUCUUCAUCACGUCACUCAUUCUUAUGAGAGAAACAUCUGGAAUUAUCAUCCUACAACGAAAAGUCAAACGACUGAAAGCCGAAACUGGAAACUCAAAGCUACGCUCAAAACUGGAUGGUGGUCUUACACCAAGCCAACUAUUCAAAUUUUCAAUCAUCCGACCUGCCAAGAUGUUAUUUCGCUCCACCAUCUGCUUCGCCAUCUCACUCUACAUCGCGAUAACAUACGCAUAUCUCUACAUAUUGUUUACGACAUUCACCGCCGUCUUCAAGGGUCAGUACGGCUGGCAUGGUGGUAUCACUGGUCUAUCUUUUCUUGGAUUAGGCAUUGGGUCUCUUAUUGGCCAAUUCACCUACAUCCACUACGGCAACAAAGUAGUGCACAAGCACAUGGCGCGCGGCGACUUUCGUCCCGAACACAGGUUAUAUAUGAUGUGCAUCGGCGGCUUCUUCAUUCCAUGCGGUCUCUUCAUCUACGGCUGGAGUGUACAGUAUCAGACUCACUUCAUGGUGCCUAUUGUUGCAACAGGCAUCAUCGGAUUCGGUCUGCUGAUGACGUUCAUGCCAGCGACGACGUACUUGGUCGACGUGUUCACUAUUCACGCCGCGAGUGCCAUGGCAGCGAGUACAGUGCUGCGCAGUCUUGCAGCAGCAUUCAUUCCACUGAGUAGUCAGACCAUGUAUGCACAAAUGGGAUACGGAUGGGGUAACAGUAUGUUAGGCUUCAUUGCUACCCUACUCAUCCCGAUCCCAUUUCUGUUCAUUAGGUAUGGAGAAAAGAUCCGGGCUAGAAGUACAGUCAAGCUCUGA
This is a messenger RNA of Alternaria postmessia, 1656 nucleotides long. RefSeq lists its product as uncharacterized. The transcript has 3 exons. Lineage: Eukaryota; Fungi; Ascomycota; Dothideomycetes; Pleosporales; Pleosporaceae. The coding region runs from base 1 to 1656 and encodes 551 amino acids. The record is from RefSeq and is a predicted model, not a curated record. Gene Ontology annotation, molecular function: transmembrane transporter activity. Gene Ontology annotation, biological process: transmembrane transport.